This is a messenger RNA of Pseudomyrmex gracilis, 1731 nucleotides long. RefSeq lists its product as uncharacterized. The transcript has 7 exons. Gene Ontology annotation, molecular function: metal ion binding. The record is from RefSeq and is a predicted model, not a curated record. The annotation marks the transcript as partial. Lineage: Eukaryota; Metazoa; Arthropoda; Insecta; Hymenoptera; Formicidae.
CUUACUUGAAUAUAUAUUAAGAAACUACAGCCAUCACAUGUAUAAAUGUGACGUUCCUUUGUGCGUGUGAAAGAUAGCGGACGUUCACAAGUUGCCGCGUUAAUACUCACAAACUAGAGUUUUAGAUCGAGAUUCCGAUAAGUAUCAGCUUAAACAAAGUUUGUUUUUGUCAAAAUGGCACACGAUACACAACAUCCGUCAAGCGAAAAUUUCGGUUUUAACAAAGUAUGUUCCCUAAUGUGCGAGGAUACUAUUCCAUUUCACAUGUAUAGAUCUGUGAGCAGCGGCAUCACUGUUUGUAUUGUAGAAUUAGACGAUCCAAUUAUCACCGGUUAUUUUAAUAUUGUGACUGAAACAUUAGAUGACGACGGUGUUCCUUUUGCGCUGCAACAUCUCAUUUUAUCGGGCAGCAAAGAACAUCCAACCAAGACUAAUUUAAAUCUCUGGGCUACUAGACGCUUAGCAGACAACAUCGUUGGUUAUUGUUUAAAAGAUCGUACUUAUUUUACUAUGAGCGCAGAUGGUAGCGAAGCAUUUCUUUCUCUAAUGCCAAAAUAUCUUGAUUACAUAUUUUAUCCUAGUUUAGAGGAUUCAAUAUAUCGUAGAAAGAUACAUCAUUUUGACAACGAUAAACAUACCGGUGUAUUGUAUUGUAAACAACAGAAGAAAGAACAAACAUCAAGCGAGAUCAUGACUAGGACAAUGUUUAGAGCACUUUAUCCUGAAAGUUGUGGAUACAAAUACGUAAUAGGAGGUACAACUAAAAAUUUGCGUGAAAGUACUACUCUUGAAAAAGUCAAACAAUUUCAUGAAAAAUUCUACAGACCAGAAAAUUUUACUGUAUUGAUAAUGGGUAAGAUAGAACACUGCAAAAUUUUUCAGGCUUUACUGCCGUUAGAAAAGAAACUAAGUUUAAAAAAAAAAAAUGAUAUAUUUAAGAGACCUUGGCAAACUUCGAUUAACCAGCUCACAGAGAACGUAAUUGUGGACGUCGAAUUACCAUGUAGUGAAAAAACCAAUGCCGAGGUGUAUGUUGCUUGGCGAGGACCGUCAGUGGUUACCCAAAUGUACGAAUAUCACGGUUGUAAAUUACUCGUAAAAUACAUCGUGCUUUUAUUCAAUGCAAAACAAUUAUGGAUGGAGAGAUCAAUGCCUGAAUUGUAUAAUGAAAACAUUUUGCCUGUUAAUAUAAAGUACGAUUUUUUCAUACAUUCAGUUUCGAUCUUGCGUGUGCGUUUUUCGAAUGUAUUAGGAAGAAUUGAUCUGAUCAAACAAUCUCUUGACAACGAAAUUAGCAAAUUAUGUACAACUAGUAUAGAUAUGAAGAUAAUAAGAAAGUUAAUUCGAAACAUUAUUCUUGAACGACAAUGUAAACUAAAAAGCAAUCCGCACGCUAUAAUACAACAGUCAGUCUUUGAUCAUAUAGUGUAUGGGAAUACAAAUGAUGAUCUAAAUGAACGAUUAAACACUAUACGUCAACUGAAGAAAUUACAAACCGAAUCUAAAACGUAUUUUGUAAACUUGGCUAAGACUUAUUUUCGCGACGCACCAACGGUUGUUGUAAAAGGCAAACCAAGUUCAGACGAGUAUCGUAUGGUGAAAAACGAAAAAAUCUAUAUAAAUAAACACAUCGCAAAGGAAUCUAUACCUACCAAAAUACUGACGAGUGUGCCUAUACCUGGCAUAGAUUCUAUCACAUUUUAUCAAAUUGAGAAUUAUACCACGGAAACG